GCAAAUGCAUCAAAAGCUUUAGCAGAGGCGGAGGCAUUGACCGAAGAACACGAGUGGAAAGGUGGUGGCCGUGCAACAUCGAAAACUAUCACACUUUCGCCAAAAAGCGAAAAUCCACAAUUAGCAAAUAUUGGAAAAGUGAAAUUUCAACCGCCGAAUGUGCCUGUUAUAUUUGUUUUAGGUGGUCCCGGCUCAGGAAAAGUGACGCAUUGUGACACAUUAAUGCAAGAAAAACGUGGUGUGACUCAUAUCAAUAUGAUGGAUCUGCUACAACAAUACGCAAUCGGCAAUGGUAAGUUCUCGAUUUCCACACUAAUCAUGUUAGACAUGCAAGACUUUUCACAGUUACCAUCAAAGACUGUCACCGAAGUGUUGAUGCUUGAGAUGAAAAUGUCGCCAGCAGCAAAAACAUAUUUGAUAUCAGGAUAUCCGCGUUCAAUGCGAGAUGUUGUUGAAUAUUCUGAAAAGAUUCAAGUUAUAAAUGGUGUCAUUCUCAUAUCAUGGCGUCAAGCUAUUCUACAGAGACAAAUUGAUUACGGAGCUAAGUUAGGUCAUGGUGAGUUUGAAACACAAACUUCUGCUAAUCACAGUAUUUUAACUAACAUUAUUUUACUACCAAAAGUUGUUCUUUCGUUGGCCAAAAUGGAGCUUGAAAACUUUUUCAAAAGUGUCAUGCCAGUCGCUGACUAUUUUGAUCAAAGUGAUAUGUUGGUUUCUAUCAACGGUGAACGAGCACCAUCUGAUGUAUACAAAGAUUUUCGUUCUGCUAUUUUGGAUAUUUUGCAGACACAAGAAAACCAGGAAGCGGUUCUAAAUGGUGUUGCUGGCAUCGGCCAUGGAAACGAUGAGAUUCCUGGAAGUAUUGUUAGCAGCGUUGAAACUGCACCAAGUCAAAGAAAAGCAAAUGAAUUAGCUGCAAUUACGACACCGCCAAACGUCAUCGAAUCACCUGUGAAAGCAAGAACGAAAUUGAAUGGAAACAUCGGUAGAAAUAUUAUUGAAGUCGAAACAAUCAACGAAAAGCCAUCAAAGACGAUUGAAACAAAGAUACCUAAAGUGAUUUUUGUUAUUGGUGGUCCAGGAAGUAAUAAAGCGACACUGUGUAUGAAAGCUGUGGGAAUGAAUCCUGGAUGGGGUCAUAUAAGUAUUGGUCGGACCCUACGCGGUCUUGCUGAAUCAGAGCCAAAACCAUUAACAGAAAAUUACGCAAUCAAAGAAUCGAUAUCUGCCGGAGAAAUGGUAGCGAAAGAAAGUCUCGAGAAGCUUCUACAUAACAAUAUCCUUCAAUUAAUAAAUAAAAAGGGAAUAAUUAUUGAUGGAUUUCCACGUGAUGUUAAUCAGAGUCAAUAUUUUGAAGAAAGAUACAAUCAAAAGCCGCCCGUUAUUCUACUCGAUUGUUCGAAGCUUCAACUUGGUCGUGGUCGAUUGGACGAUUCGGUGUCGUCAUUUAGAAGACGAUUAGAACUAUUUCGUGAAUUGACUUUACCCAUGUUAAAGACAAUGGACGUUGACGGUCGACUAACAAUUAUUGAUGGUGACACUGAUAGCGGAUCUGUACAAAAAGAAUUUGAACGAGUUACUCGUCAACAUGUUGAAAGUUUCAUUGGUAAUGAUGCUUAUGUCAAUGGUGAUGUUCAUGGAAAUAACAACAGGGAAACAUUAUUCAAUCGAAAUCAUUCUGGUGAAACAAGAAACCAUCGACAGAGAAGUGAAGAAUAUGUCGAAGAUCUUGAAGAUUCAGUGCCUGGUGUAAUACCAACAAUAAGCAAUCAAGUCAGUAAUCACAUUGCAAUUGCUAAUGGAAACUUUGGUGGCAAAAAUUCACUAACAAAAAAUCAAGUUAGAAACGGUCAUAUACCAAAUGGUCGUCCAGAUUUCCGAUCAAUAUCUGUCUUUUUUGUCAUUCCAUAUCUAUGUAAGUUGUUCAUGUGCCAUCAAUUGGCUCAACAGCAUGAGAAAAACCAGAAGGCCCAAGAAGCUGCAAAGCGACAAACGUCAGUGCUUGAUACGAAAGUUCCAAUCAUUUGGGUUCUUGGUGGACCAGGUUGUGGUAAAGGAACACAAUGUGAAAAAAUUGUAGCCAAAUAUAAGUUUGCUCAUUUAUCAACUGGAGAUUUAUUGCGAGCUGAAGUUGCAUCGGGCUCACCAAAAGGAAAAGAACUUCAAGAAACAAUGUCCAAAGGUGGUCUCGUAAGUAAUGAUGUCGUGCUUGAACUUCUUGCUGCUGCCAUGGGAAAGAUUCAAAAUCCUACAGGAUUUCUCAUUGAUGGCUACCCCCGCGAACAAGCUCAAGGUGCUGCUUUCGAGAGAAUAAUUGGGCCAGUCGAUCUCAUCUUAUACUUUGAAUGUGCCAACGAGACACUUGUUGCGCGUAUUUUACAUCGUGCCGCCGCUUCGACUGAAGUUCGGGCAGAUGAUAAUGAAGAAACUUUAAAGACAAGAAUUGCGACCUUCCGGGAAAACACUGACAAAAUUCUUGUUCAAUACCCAACAAAAUUGAAACGAUUGGACGCUGAGCGCGAAGUUGAACCAAUUUUUGCUGAAGUCGUUGCCGCAAUCGAUCAAACUCUAGCUAAGAAAGCUUCAGCUUAAAACAUUAAAUCGAUUCAGUAAACAAGUUAAUCGCAUGAAAAAUCUUUAAAUUUACUUUAUUUCCUUCGUCACGCUCUCUUGCUCACGAUUAAACUUACCGGAAGGUCACAAAGAAAAACAAAAAUCAAGAUUUUGUCAAAUUCUAUUCACAAAGUCUGAAAAAGUUUUUAUUCGAGCAAAUCACAUUUUAUGUUGACAAUAAAAAUUUUAAUUAAAGUCUGAAACUUUACGACAGUUUUGGUAUGAAA
Molecule: messenger RNA, 2840 nt
Organism: Clunio marinus
Lineage: Eukaryota; Metazoa; Arthropoda; Insecta; Diptera; Chironomidae
Source: the annotation of a GenBank genome assembly